AAUUGUUUGGACAUGGGGGGGGGGGUCAUCAAAUCGCAGGGCAGGCACUGAAGUGUGGCUUUUCAGUGUAGCAGUAAGGACAGGCGACCACGCAGAUGUGCACGCACAUGGGUGAUAAUUUAGCCAAUCAGAAUAUAUACAUUUUAAAGGUGGUACCUGUCUUGACUCUUAUCAUUAGGCUAGAGGUAGAUUUCCCAAGAAACCAAGUAAAAUCUGUUUUGAGGGCUGGAUUUCUCCCCUUUUUGACUUUGAUGGAUUUGGUGAGGGGCGAGGGGGCUGGGAUGACGUGGCCGCUCACUCACAGGGACCAGCCGCAGGAUCUGCAGGAACGAAUUUCAUAUACACCUCCCGAGAGCCCGGUGCCCAGUUACGCUUCCUCGACUCCACUUCAUGUUCCAGUGCCCCGAGCGCUCAGGAUGGAGGACGACUCGAUCCGCCUGCCCGCGCACCUGCGAAACACUUAAACUACGGAUCUCAAUUUCGCCUUUGACCAAGAAAUGAGAAAUAUCUAAUGAGGAUCCCCUGCAACCUCAGAUGGUUUUUAUCUUAAAAGGCUUGCAGCCAAUUUACUGGAGCAGGGAUGACGUAGCCCAGUGGCUCAAGUGGGCUGAAAAUGAAUUUUCUUUAAGGCCAAUUGACAGCAACACGUUUGAAAUGAAUGGCAAAGCGCUUCUGCUGCUGACCAAAGAGGACUUUCGCUAUCGAUCUCCUCAUUCAGGUGAUGUGCUCUAUGAACUCCUUCAGCAUAUUCUGAAGCAGAGGAAACCUCGGAUUCUAUUCUCGCCCUUCUUCCACCCUGGAAACUCUAUACACACACAGCCAGAAGUCCUACUGCAUCAGAACCAUGAAGAAGAUAACUGUGUCCAGAGGACCCCGCGGCCUCCGGUGGAGAACGUGCACCACAACCCCCCCACCAUUGAACUGUUGCACCGGUCUAGAUCACCCGUCACAGCCAACCACCGGCCUUCUCCCGACCCCGAGCAGCGGCCCCUGCGGUCCCCCCUGGACAACAUGAUCCGCCGCCUCUCCCCAGCCGAGAGGGCCCAGGGGCCGAGGCUCCACCAGGAGAACAACCACCAGGAGUCCUACCCCCUGUCAGUGUCUCCCAUGGAGAAUAACCACUGCCCACCGUCCUCCGAGCCCCACCAGAAGCCAUCGAGCCCCCGGCAGGAGAGCACCCGUGUGAUCCAGCUGAUGCCCAGUCCCAUCAUGCACCCUUUGAUCCUCAACCCUCGGCACUCCGUGGAUUUCAAACAGUCCAGGCUCUCUGAGGACGGGCUGCACAGGGAAGGGAAGCCCAUCAACCUCUCCCAUCGGGAAGACCUGGCGUACAUGAACCACAUCAUGGUCUCGGUCUCCCCGCCCGAGGAGCACGCCAUGCCCAUUGGGAGAAUAGCAGACUGUAGACUGCUUUGGGAUUACGUCUAUCAGUUGCUUUCUGACAGCCGGUACGAAAAUUUCAUCCGAUGGGAAGACAAAGAAUCCAAAAUAUUCCGGAUAGUGGAUCCCAAUGGACUGGCUCGACUGUGGGGAAACCAUAAGAACAGAACAAACAUGACCUAUGAGAAAAUGUCCCGAGCCCUGCGCCACUACUACAAACUGAACAUUAUCAGGAAGGAGCCAGGACAAAGGCUUUUGUUCAGGUUUAUGAAAACCCCGGAUGAGAUCAUGAGUGGCCGAACGGACCGUCUGGAGCACCUCGAGUCCCAGGAGCUGGAUGAACAAAUAUACCAAGAAGAUGAAUGCUGAGGGAACCAACCCACCACCUCAGCGGGCCACCAGCUGGGGGGGCCCCCUGCUCGCCAGGGGCCUGGAGGCAAGCCGAGCAUGCGGGCUGAGACUAGAAUGGGAAGAGACCCGGAAGUGGGAGUGACACCUGUCUCGCAUCGCGGGAGGGCCCCCAGAGCACCUUAGACAAACCACCCAGCAAAGGCAGGGCUGGAAUUCUGGCCGAGGGCACGAGCCUGGGACUCGCGGUUCCCUGUUUCCUCCUCAUUUGGAACCUCUCCAUCUGUAAUUCCUCACCCUCACUCGUCCACCUAUUGUUAGUUUCAUGGUGUUUUCAUUUUUUUUUUUAAGACCAUGCAGUUUGACUUUUCAUCAUUCAUAAUAGGGGAAGACAUCCGAGGUUGUUUUCCUAUGGAAAUAUAUAUCUAUUAUAUAUAUAUAUUUUUUGCAAAUCUCACAAAGUGCAGCAAGCCCAGCUGGUCAGGAAAGAGAACACACAUGCAAAGGGUUUCAGGUUCCUCUUUAUCCUGCCACAAGGACCAGGUUUGUUCCUGUUGCUGUUGGGUCUUGGCUGGGGGCGGUGGGGGGUCGGG
Messenger RNA from Suricata suricatta (meerkat), 2321 nucleotides. It is a transcript of the gene ETV6, whose product is annotated as ETS variant 6. Gene Ontology annotation, cellular component: nucleus. The transcript is spliced from 9 exons. Bases 535 to 1749 code for a protein of 404 amino acids. Gene Ontology annotation, molecular function: sequence-specific DNA binding; DNA-binding transcription factor activity, RNA polymerase II-specific. The record is from RefSeq and is a predicted model, not a curated record. NCBI's taxonomy places the organism in Eukaryota, Metazoa, Chordata, Mammalia, Carnivora, Herpestidae. Gene Ontology annotation, biological process: regulation of transcription by RNA polymerase II; cell differentiation.